AUGUCCCUGGGAAUCGCACAAGCAUGGAGAGCCCGAUUGUACCGCACCGGCGUCUCUGGAAUAUCUCUGAUUCCCAGGGGUCCUCCAAGAUGGUCUCGGGCGCCUAUAGCUCAACCACUACCGCCCUCGUAUCGAUGGAUCCACGCAGCUUCCGGAGCUGCAGUGAAGCCGAACCUCGACGAGACCAUCCCUUCCUCUGACUCAAAGGAAGCGGGCGAAAUCAUCGAUCGAAAGACUGCCGGUCCUGCUCCGGAUGCGACUGAAGCAGCCUCAGUGGUUGAAGCUGGGACCCUUGCACCCAAAGGACGGACUGAAGAGAAAUUCCAGACCGAGAGCGGCGAUCGGGCUGCCGAUAUACCUGCCAGAGAUGGGACAAUAUCAAAGCCGAACACUCGAUACGGUCUGCCCUCGACUCGAGACUCGAACUCCCGGGAAGUCUUGCCCAUUCGAAAUGAACCCCUCAAGACAAGUCAAACUGGUAUCUGGAGGAGGACUGCGGACCGACGUCAUGGUCCCCUUGAGAACGGGCCGAAGGGUUUGGAACAGAAAGCAAGAGGGCGACGUCAACCCACGUCGCCAGUACAGCGGAAACACGAGUCGGUUCUUGUAGAGAGCCCUAUCGGAUACAAGUCUUCUCGCGAGACCAUGUCCAGUCUCAAUCGCCAUCACCGGAGCCUGACAAGACAGUCACGGCUGGAGGCUAUUCGAGAGAUCAAGAAAGAACCUGUCGGGAAUUGGCGCGCGAUCCUGGAAGUUCUGAGGCGAUGGACUCGGCCGAUCAAGGGGCCUUGGCAAGAAUGCGCGCGCAAAAUCUCGGUAUGCGAAGACGUUGCGAUGGCGCUUCUUUACAACCCUGACCAAACCAUUUGGGAUAUCCACGAGAGAACAAGAUGUCAUCUUCAGCUACAAUGGGUCCCAUGGAAGAAAUCGAAGGGCGAAAAGUCAUCUUCGGCGAGACCCAUUUUAUUCCUCUCGGGAGACGACAGGGGCAUGGCAAACGCUAUCGCCGAGGUGAGACGAGUUGCCGGUAACUUCAGCAGUGAAGUGGUCGUCACUAGCAGCAACCCGUCACAAACUCCUAGUUCUGAAUCGAUGCCCACGGUGUGGUCGAGUUUAUACAAAGCCCAGCGGCCUUCGAGGAUAAAUACCUACACGCUGGAGACCCCGUUUGAGAAGAUUCCCAAGCCAAUCAUGUGGACUCCUCAGACAUUCGAGGCUUACGUUGCAGCCAUUGCAAAAGCAAAACUAUCUCCGCGUCUUGCGCAGCGCUUUUACGGCUCGGGCGUCGGAGCGAUGACCGCGGCGUUUGAUCUCCUCUGCAACACCUUCAAAGAUGUUACCGCACGCCACGCCUUAUCGACACGAGCCUUCAAAGUGGCUCUCCAGGCAGUAGAGGUUCACGGCCACUCUUAUCGUCACCAUGCCCGCGAUCUUUUUAGCAGCAUGUGCAACUUGAGGGUGCCUCUGGACACCGAAGUUUUCAAUAUACUCUUGAAGGGGACCAUCAUCGUCAAGGAUUUGGGAAACUUUGACAGGGUGAUUUCCCUGAUGGUCGGGAAUGGCUGCGCACCGAACGUUGACACCUGGUGCCUGGUACUUUCAAUGAUGCAAGACUGGCAAGUUCGCCGUCACAUCAUCAAGACUAUGGAUGUAUGCGGGAUGCUCGUCGAACCCGGCGGUCCUCAGCGGAUCGCCAAGGAGCUCGCCGUCUGGGAUGUCCGCCAGCACCAACCUGACUGGACAGGAAUCAAAGACUUUCUCCAGGCUCAGGAGGGUAGGUACGGCAACAAAUGGGCCACGCUGUCGGCUGUGAACAAGAUCCUCACGGAAAUCGGACGUAUGGGCCAUCUUGACGAUGCUCUUGAAUUCCUCGACACCAUGCGCAAUACCUGCGAUAUUCGGCCGAGCACAUUGUCCAUCAAUAUCCUCGUAUACCACGCACGACUCCAGCGCAAACCCGAGGCAGCCAUUUCCGCACUUCGCAGGGCCCACGAGUGGCAGAUCCCGCUGGACGAGACGAUAUACCAUGAGCUCUUCAAGCUUAUGACGGCGCUCCGCAAACCCAACAUGAUGGGUAUCGUCUGGCGAUACGCCUCCCUUAACGGCACAACGUCCUGGGACAUGCGACGGGACGUCUCUGAGCUGAUGAUGCGGACCGGCACUUUCCAAUCAGGCGACGAGGUGGCUAAGGCCACGCUGGACCGGCCAGCCGUGACGGUGACCUUCCACGAAAAAAGCAUGGUCAGGCACUUGGAGGCCACGUUGAAUCCGCUCAAACGGGCCGCAAAAAUCAGCAACCUGCUCUAUGGUUGGAACGAAGGAUGGGGGCCCGCUUUGCCACUCUAUGAAAUUCUUGAGAAGGCAUGGGUGGCCGACAACAGGAUCUACCACGAGAUCAAAGAGGCCGACCGGCAAAAGAAGCAGUACCAGCAGCAGCAGCAGCAGCAGACUAUGUCACCAAAUUCUGGAGCCGGCCCAGCAACACUUCCAGAUGCUGCCGCGCCUUCAGGCUCUCCCAAUCCGGUAGAUAUUGGUGCACUGGCAGAACCCACAUCACCGGCACCAGCCACGCCACCCACGAUUCACAGGGUCACCAAGCGCGGCAUCCCCAUCGUUCUCGAAAGGAAGCCUACGGAGAAACGUGGUGAGGCAGAGCGCAGAACGCUCGAGAUGACCGUUACGCAUAUUUCCACUCAGAAGCCAGUAUUCAUUCGCCCAGACAAGGCAGUAUAG
Molecule: messenger RNA, 2733 nt
Organism: Colletotrichum gloeosporioides
Lineage: Eukaryota; Fungi; Ascomycota; Sordariomycetes; Glomerellales; Glomerellaceae
Exons: 1
Coding region: 1-2733 (910 amino acids)
Molecular function (GO): protein binding
Source: RefSeq, a predicted model, not a curated record